AUCCACAACGGCAGUAUAGACGAUAGGGAGGAGAUUGAAAGCGCAUACCGGUUUAUCAACUUUUGCAAAUUUUAACGGCUGCGCCUAGCUCAGGACAAUCUUUACAAGCACAUUUACCACAUAAAUGUCUAGCACACUUCAAGUGCCUGCUGGUCCAGAGCAGCCCUCAACAUCGUCGCCUAGCUCUACGGCCCCUACAGCAAGCGGCCGACGACGUGUGGAAUACUAUAAAGAGGAGAGCUUUCAAAGCAUUGACCUGACGCGUACUGUGCACCUUGGCUGGGGAGCCCUGGGAGGGUCUGCUCUCAUCCUGUUUUGCAUGGGCAUGUCCGCUGCAACGCAAGCGAGGAGCUGGAACGUGAGCUUCAGGUGGUUGCAACGGCGAGUCGGAGCACAGUUUGGUACUAUGUCGUACAUCAUAACGUCCAACUUGUUGUACUACCACGACGGUGAUAAGUGGGUGACUCGUGACUGGGCCUCCAUCAUGGAACGUUGGACGAGCAAGCGCAAGGGAGCCCGGACAGUGCAACCUGCAUAAGAACUCAUCUGGCUAUUUCGACGAAUUUGUUGGAUCUCGAGAUCCACACGGAGAUAGAUGAAUAGGGCGAGCGGGAGGGAGGGGUAUAGAAAACGAGCGGAGAUUAAAGACAAAACAGCGGUU
Volvox carteri f. nagariensis is the source of this 661-nucleotide messenger RNA. RefSeq lists its product as uncharacterized. The record is from RefSeq and is a predicted model, not a curated record. Bases 125 to 538 code for a protein of 137 amino acids. NCBI's taxonomy places the organism in Eukaryota, Viridiplantae, Chlorophyta, Chlorophyceae, Chlamydomonadales, Volvocaceae. The transcript is spliced from 5 exons.